Messenger RNA from Haliotis rubra (blacklip abalone), 8361 nucleotides. Its product is annotated as liprin-alpha-1-like. The record is from RefSeq and is a predicted model, not a curated record. Gene Ontology annotation, molecular function: protein binding. Lineage: Eukaryota; Metazoa; Mollusca; Gastropoda; Lepetellida; Haliotidae. Gene Ontology annotation, biological process: synapse organization. Gene Ontology annotation, cellular component: presynaptic active zone.
UCUUGUGAAUGGGUUAGAAUGAUGAGGAGCUGUUUGACAGGUGAUUUUCAGGACUUUGUACGGAUUUCAUAGCAACCAGAUGAAGCGGAGGAGACAUUUAAAUAGUUAAUUUGGAGACUGUGUCGAUUUUACAAUGAUCGAACUAACCGGUGGCGAGAAAUCGCUCGCCGAAACCGCAUGAGUAGCCGACUUCUGAAGUGAAGACAUUUACUCAUGUAGUCUUAGUGCUUUUACUGUACGUUCUGUGUAGCCAGUUUUAUGGCAUAAUUCUACUCUAAGGCCUUCAAGAUGAUGUGCGACGUGAUGCCCACCAUCGCCGAGGACGGCUCCAAUGAUCGGGAGUCGCAAGGCUCGGGAGAUGACUCCAAUUUUGAGCAAUUGAUGGUGAACAUGUUGGAUGAGCGAGAUAAAUUGAUGGAGAGUUUGCGUGAAGCGCAAGAUCAAGUUGCUUUGACACAGGGCAAACUUCAUGAGGUGGAGAAGGAACGUGAUAGUUUAACGAGACAGGUGCAACAAACUCAGCCGCAGGAAUUAGCAACAGUAAACAAGGAACUAAAUCAAGCACGGGAACACUUACUAGAGAGAGAAGAGGAAAUAGCGGAACUUAAAGCAGAAAGAAAUAAUACUAGGCUUCUAUUGGAGCACCUCGAGUGCCUUGUCUCUCGUCACGAGCGGUCACUCAGGAUGACCGUCGUCAAGCGACAAGCGUCUUCUCCAGCAGGAGUCUCCAGCGAGGUCGAGGUGCUCAAGGCUCUCAAGUCUCUGUUCGAACAUCAUAAAGCCUUAGAUGAAAAAGUUCGAGAACGGCUACGGGUCGCAUUGGAAAGAGUGGCCCAGUUAGAAGAGGAAUUAGCAUCAGCCAAUCAGGAGUUGUUUACUCUGCGUGAACAGCAGACCAAGUCCCGCCAUUCCAGUGGCAGUACGGAAGAUGGGGACAAACUGAGGAAGGUAUCAUCUGCUGACUCUUCACAGGAAGAAAAUCAAAAAGAGGCACAUCCAAAACGAUUGUCCAAUGGGUCAAUUGACCCAGAUUCGGAAAUUAACCGCGUCAUCGAGCUCCAGGAAACAGUUGAGAAGCAGAACAGUGAGUUGACAUCUGCUCGGACGAAGAUGCUGGAGCUGACCAACAAGUGCACGGAACUGGACGAGAGCUUCACCACAAACCAGAAAGAUUUCGUCAAAGCUCAGGAACAGGUGGUCAAGCUGCAGAGGGAUCUUCGAGAGUCUCAGGCCCAGAAGGAGGACCAAGAAGAGAGGAUAGCGACUUUAGAGAAGCGGUACCUCAACGCCCAGCGAGAGUCAACAUCAUUGCAUGACCUCAACGACAAGCUGGAGUCAGAGUUGGCCAUGAAGGAGUCGCAGCUGAAAACUAAUGAGGAGAAGAUACGCUCUGUCCAGGAGAAAUAUGAGAUGGCAGAGCAGAAGCUUCAUCAGUCAAUGAAAAAGGUGGAGGUGUUGCCAACGAUAGAAGCCCAGCUACAGCAAAGGAUGGAUGCCUUGAGCCAGGCAGAGGAGCAGCAUGGUUCAGUCCAAGAGCGUCUUGAACAGCUGGAGUCCAAUCUCCAGGACAAGGACUCUGAACUACAGCGGGCUCGUCAACGUGAGAAGAUGAAUGAGGAACAUAAUGCUCGGCUAUCGGCGACUGUGGACAAACUGUUAUCGGAGAGCAACGAGCGGCUGCAGCUUCACCUCAAGGAGAGAAUGCAGGCACUUGAGGAGAAGAACCAGUUGACUCAGGAGCUGGACCGCACUCGGAAACUCCUCGAUGACACACAGCAGGAGAAGGAACGAAUCAAUGAAGACCUGCAGAGAUACCGGAAAGAGGUGGAGAUUCUCCGAGCCCAGAUUGAACAAAUUAUGAGGACGGGACUUGGAGUUGAGGAGAGCGUGUUGAGGAGAGUACAACGUGGUCGGGAGCAGGCACUCCUGGAGGACCAGUCCAAGGUUAACACGCUGAAUGAACAAGAAUGGGAGAAGUUACAACAAGCGCACGUGUUGGCAAACGUUCAACACGCAUUCGAUACGUCGGACACCGAGGGAACAGAUGAUAACGAGUCAAUAUUCGGAGCUGUGGAUCUGCUGUCUCCUACCGGACACACGGACGCACAGACCCUCGCCCUCAUGCUACAGGAACAGCUCGAUGCAAUAAACAAUGAGAUUAGGUUAAUACAGGAAGAAAAGGAGAGCACCGAGCAGAGAGCGGAAGAACUGGAGAGUCGGGUAGGAAGCGGGAGUCUUGAUGCUAUAGCUGCCACCAGGUGGCCGCAGGGCUACGAGCGCUCGUCUCCCCCUCUCAGCGGGCGCUCAACACCCACGCCCAGAACAUAUCAGUCGAGAGAUAUUCUCCAAAAAUACCACACCGCACCAGCGGGUAUAUCUGCCUCCCACUUGUACACCUAUUCCUCAUCUAGUCCGCAAUUGGCAACAUCUGCUGAUACUGCAGCAGCGCAGCAGCCCCAGUACAGUCGCGACGACACCGCCCUCAGCAGUAAAGAUGAAGCGAGACAGAUUAAGUGCGAAUCUAGUCCACCGACACCACGGUCACUGAGGUUAGAACGGGUCGCCCGAGCACUAGCUCAACAAAGUGCUGACAAUUCUCCGGUGUGCAGCAAACUGCAUGAACUUACUCACGGGACAGCAAGUCCGAUGGGGAGUGUACACAGCAGUCAAGACUCCCUACACAAGCAUACAAAAAAGAAGGGCUUGAAGAGUUCACUAGGCAGGUUCUUCAGUAAGAAGGAGAAGCAGAAACCCAAAGAGACUAUGGGGUUGGAGCGUGGUGCUACAGCCUUCACGGAUACAGACGGGAGUGGAGAUGCACUCACCCUGGGGCUAGGACAAUCAGAAUUUGAUAGGAGGAAAAAGAAGAAACAUGAGUUGUUGGAAGAGGCCAUGAAGGCAGGCACACCCUUUGCCUUGUGGAAUGGACCAACUGUUGUAGCCUGGUUAGAAUUAUGGGUAGGGAUGCCUGCGUGGUAUGUAGCAGCGUGUCGAGCCAAUGUCAAAAGUGGAGCUAUCAUGUCUGCAUUGUCCGACACCGAGAUUCAACGAGAGAUUGGUAUCAGUAACCUACAUAGGCUCAAACUCAGACUAGCCAUUCAGGAAAUGGUUAGCCUAACAAGUCCUUCUGCGCCAAAAACUUCACGAACAACUCUAGCGUUUGGUGAUAUGAACCAUGAGUGGAUCGGGAACGACUGGUUGCCAAGUCUGGGUCUACCGCAGUAUCGCAGCCAUUUUAUGGAGUGUCUGGUCGAUGCUCGCAUGCUUGAUCACCUCACCAAAAAAGAUCUGAGAGGGCAAUUAAAAAUGGUAGAUAGUUUCCAUAGAACAAGCUUACAGUACGGAAUAAAUUCAUUAAAGAAAUUAAACUAUGAUAGAAAAGAAUUAGAACGGCGUAGAGAAGAAAGUGCAAAUGAAUUAAAAGAUGUGUUAGUGUGGUCGAAUGAGCGGGUUAUCAAAUGGUCGAUGUCUAUAGGCCUGCGGGAAUAUUCAGCUACUCUGCUAGAAUCUGGAGUCCAUGGGUCACUAAUAGCACUAGACGAGAGCUUCGAUCACAACAGCAUGGCUCUCGCAUUACAAAUACCCACACAAAACCAACAAGCUAGGCAAGUUUUAGAGCGGGAAUUCAACAACCUUCUGGCAAUCGGCACUGAUCGCCGCCUGGACGAGGGUGAGGGUGGCAAGUUUCGCCGGGCACCAUCAUGGCGGAAAAAGUUCCGAACAAAAGACAGCAAGGGUGAGGGCGGGGAAGAAGGGGAGACAACUGCAGAGACCUACGUUCAGCAGUCACCUCAGCACACAAGGCGAGCACCAGACAACUCCGUGGCACGACGCUCCACAGAACAUAGGAACUAUUGAUGAUAGCCAUGUAUAGGGAAGAUGAUAUAUCUUGGUGUAUACUCCAUUCUGAUUGGACAGUUACCGUGAUAAUGGAAUCUGAUUGGUUGAUUUGAUUUACCUUCAAAUCGGAUUAGUCAGUUUGACUUUUACUGGAUCUGUUUGAUCAGGUGUACUGUAAUGGACUCGGAUUGGACUGUUUGAAUUCUUCUGGACACUGAUUGGUCAGUUUGAAUUAUUCUGGACACUGAUUGGUCAAGCCAGGGAUCAACUAUUAAAGCAGGUGGUUUACGAGUAUGUGUGUAUGUCCACGCAUCAGGACAAGCUAUCCCACUGUUACAUUGUUUAUAUCAUGUGUCAUCUGGUUUGAGAUUAUCUGUACUCAUUGUUUAUAUCAUGCCUCAUUUGGUUUGAGGUUAUCAGAUAAUCUUGAUUCUCAUUGGCUGGAAGCAGUUAGGGUCAGCUUUAACCUUUAACCUUUGACCUGUAGUUGUGUAAAAGUGGUAGUACUUGACAUUGGUGUCAUUCAACUAUUUAUUACAUGUGAUACCCUGUAGCAUUAUGAAUAUAUGCAACCUUAGUUCACACCAGGAGACAGGAGACAUCACAAUUCUACAACAAUCAAAUGUCACCAGCCAUAUUGUAUCCAUUUACCAAGAGGUCGUGACUAUAUGCUUUCUUUUAAUACUCACAGUUUCUUAACAAAAAUAGAGGAAAGCGUAAAAUGAGAAGUAAAACUGUGUUUGUUUAUUCACUUUUCAUUUUUAUUGUUUUGUAUCACAGCUUUAACGGUUUUCAAGUCAACAAACUCAACCCGGUUAUAGAAUCUGCAGAUCAAGUUAGAUAACUCUGAUCAAGGGAGAUAACUCAAUCUCAUCUCAAGGUUGUGAAGGAAGAAGGGAAAACAACAAGCAGUCUUAGGCUGUCUCACAGUGAUUCGCAAAUUGUGAGACAUUUUUACAUCAUUUGGAGUAGCUUUUCCGAAGACACUGAUAUUUUGAGAUAAUCCUGCUGCCAGUGCCUGUCUCAACAUCUAUCAUGAAUUCAUUACGAUCAGGUGUAAGGUAAACAUGUUGUGGUUUUGUUCGUGUGUUGCACAUAGCCAAGAGAGAGAGAGACAGGGUCCUGAUGGGUCAACAUACUGGUGUCAAGUCACUCAAAACACUCUUGUCUUGAAGAUCAGUCUAUCCUUGAAUUAUAUUUUGAAAGACCAUAAGUAUUUAUUGCUCAUUGUAGAUGUUGAAAAAUGACAGCUGAAAAUGGACUCAUUCUUGGUACCAGAAGCUUUUUUGCACUCCAAUGUUAUUACCCCCUGAAGAAAAGCAACAUUUGUGUUCAAUAAGAGACUGACAUUGCUGUUUUCAUUGAUUUUGUGAUGUAGAAUUAUUACUGCCUAAUGACUCCAACUGCCAACUGACUCAGGUUCCAAACUGACGUGAGGUCCAACAGCCUCUGGACACAGUGGCCUAUUGCCUACUGACUCAAUGUUCAACUGACAGGGUUCAAACUAAUUCCACAGUUUUGCUUGCCUGGAUAAUGACAAAAUGCCUUUUUCAUUGUGAAAAUGAUUGGGAAAUUGUCUUGUACUAUCUCCCAAGAAUUUUUACAAGUCGCGGGCUAGUGUCCAGUGACUCGUUGUACAACUAGCUACUGACUUUUUGCCCUACUGCUUAAUUGUCAUACUGCCUACUGGCAUGAUGCCCUACUGCCUACUGCCUCAUGCCCUACUUUGCGUACUGUACUUACGCCAAUAUUCUACUGUAUAUGGACUAAAUGCCCUACUGCCAACUGACCCAAGUUUCUACUGCCUACUGACUCAAUGCCCUACUGCCAACUUACACCAAUAUUCCACUGUAUACUGACUAAAUGCCCUAAUCCUACUGACACCAAUUUUCUACUGACUAAAUGCCCUAUUGCCCACUGACAAUUUUCUACUGCCUACUGACUCGAUGCCCUGCUGCCUACUGACUAAAUGCCCAACUGCCUACUGACAGUUUUCUACUGCCUAGUGACUGAAUGUCCAACUGUCUACUGACACAAUUUUAUCUCUCUGCCUACUGAUGCAGUAUUCUGUUGCCUACUGACUGAAUGCCCUACUGCCAACUGACCCGUUUUCCCUCUGCCUACUGACCUCCCAUAUCAGGACCCUCACGGGGUGAUAGGAUCACUGUCAGAAGAGAAGCAAUAGACUGACUUUUGUGUUUGUAUUUGUAAAUUCUCUCAACAUGUGUCAGAGAUGAUGCCAUAAUUCUCCUGCAUACGGAACUACACUGUGAGAAUUACACCAUAAUUUCAGAUCGCCUUCCAUCCAUUUAAGACUACUGAAUCAGCAGAUUCUUCCAAACAAUGAUGAUUCAAUUUAGCGCUAAUAUUUAAAAAAUCAUAAGAUUUUUUGGGACACUAUGGUCAGUGAGGAAGUUGGAAAAUGCCAAAGAUUGUAAAAUAGUAGAUGUUAUCACAGAUAUUGAUUAAAGGGAGCAUUAUCCAGGGCUAUAAGGCUGUCAUGUAGAUAAGUAUCAAAUAUUUGAAUUGUAGAAUAAGCAUCGCUGCAACAUUCAAGUGAAUGAAAUUAGAUAUUUCCAAGGAACUGACUAUGCUCUCAUUGUCUUAGUAAUGGCGACUCUUCCUCAAGAACUGCAGUGGAAUAUUUUAAUGGAAUAACAUUUUUAGUUGGCCUCUAUUUUAAUUUUGUUGUAUGAACAUUUUAAUUUUCACUUCCUUUCAUAUUUCAAGGCAUGAUAACAGUUUGAAAAAGGAUCAUCAGAAAGAGUUUUAUUUGAAAGGGGCUUAUCUCAGUGAUAUUAAUUCAUUGACCUGAAAAUACAAAUUGAUAGCAUUUUUGUAUUCCAUCUUCAUCACCAUGGUAACCUGGCUGACAAAUUAACUGAAAACUGAAAAGGAAUCAUUUGUACCAAGUCUAUUACAGUAUGAGUGACUGAAAUGUUCCAGUCUUUGUCACUGGACUGACAAAGGGACCCAGCCAUUAUCACCUCAUGGGUUGAAAUAAUUCAGUCUUCAUUGGACUGGCUGAGAUAAAGUAGUCUUCAUUACAUGAUUGUGAGUCAGUCGUCAUUUCUUGAUUGGCUGAAAUAAUGCAGUCUUCAUAAUCUGAUCGGUAGAACCAGUCCUGUUCUCUUCUCAUGGCUGAAAUGUUGAUUGUCAUCCAUCUUCCAACCUGGCCCUGAAUAUGUGCAAUAUUGUGUGAAAAUCGGAGAUUGCUGUGUGCUCAGUAUGUUGUGUGCUUGAACUUUUGGAGACAUGCUGCCAGUAAAUAAGUUAUUCCUAAUCAGGGCUCCUUUCCAGAUGACAGCAGCCCCUGCCGUCAUUAUGUAAACAGUUAAAUAUGUUCAUUGGCAUCUUCAAUUUAAGUAAUUCAGGGAUAAGGAUUAGAUCAGUAUCCUGUUGCUAGUCAGCAGGACUCAUUAACUGUUAAUGUCAUACAGUUAAUGUUUUGUUUAUAUUGAGCACAUACAAAAAUAUAUUAAGAUAUGUUGCCACCAAAAAAAGUAUUAUUUUUUAUGUUGCUGACUGUCAUUUCGGGUCAGAUCUGAUCUGGCCCAAACUUUCAUUCAUACCAAGGGUGGGUAACUCUAAAGUGUUUUCAGUUUGCAAUCCUGUAAAUAAUUCUAUGACAUGUAAAUCCUUAUUUCCAUUUGUGCACCAUCACAUGGAAAUAAAUAAAUAAUUGCCCUGAUAUAAAUUAAUCAAACAGAAACCUGAAGAUUUUAUUAGGGGGCUUUUGUAUCGUGAACUGACUGUGAUUUUAAAAUAUCAGGAAAAGCUCUAGAAGUACAGCGGAGAAACUUAUUUCCUGACACAUAUGUCUGAUUGCCUGCCCUUCUUCUUGCUCUUCACCUGGAGAGUCCAGAUUAGUAGAUCUGUCAACUAUAAAUAUAUCGCAAUUAUACUGACCGAAAGAAGUUAGGGAACAGCACAUCCAACAUAUCACUUCGAAAGCGAAGAUUGAAACAAACACGCUAAACUACCAUUUCAUGUGACAUUUCGUUCACUUAAAGCUCAUAUUCUGAACAAAGCUUUCUUCGCAAAUUGUUCCCCUAUUUUUUUCCUCGGUAUAUGUAAUUGUAUGUAUGUACAGCAGACCUAUAUCUUGUAGAAAUAUAAAGUAGAUUAUUACACUACUCUAUAUAACGCUCCGUAUGAACUCAGCCACUGAGCAUUGCGCUGGUCCCUCGUUAUAAGACGGACACGGGCUACAUGAUGAAAUUAACAUGUAUGGAAUAAAUUUAUUAUUGGAGACUAUUUAUAACAUUGGAUGUAUAGAAGGCUGCAUGUGUUAUUGCUGCUCUGUCACGAGUCCUGUUACUUAAGCUUUGCGAUGACACUGGAAGAAGAAUGGUAAUAUGUGAAUGGCACAAGUGUUUAAACUAACUGAUCCUGUGUAUAAUCAUCAAAAGCAGGGCAUUGUUGUUACUGCCGCAUCUCCAUCUAUUCGUUUAUUGUUUGUAUGUUUUGUAUUUUUACAAAUUUAGUUCAUAUUUAUAACUAAAGACAUAGUUACUCCAA